Molecule: messenger RNA, 2110 nt
Organism: Styela clava
Lineage: Eukaryota; Metazoa; Chordata; Ascidiacea; Stolidobranchia; Styelidae
Product: S-adenosylhomocysteine hydrolase-like protein 1
Biological process (GO): L-methionine cycle
Cellular component (GO): cytosol
Source: RefSeq, a predicted model, not a curated record
UGUUUGCUAGUCAAUAUAUAGUGUUAGGGUUUAGAUCCAAAUUAGUUUCCUAGUCUUCAAUUCAAUUUAAAAAAGACAAAAAUGUCUGAUAUACCAAGAAUUAAAGUACAUGAAAUGGGGAAUGGUACAACACACCCUGUGCUUAGUUCGAUGGCAUUAGCAUCUUCUUCAGCGUCAGUAAAUUUGGAGGAGAGAAGAAAAGUAUUGAGGAAGCAAAGAAGUCGCACACGCUCAAGGAAAUAUGCAGUUGCGCCACAGGAUACUCUGAUACAGCCAAGGCGAUUAUCAACCAUAGCUAAUAAAAAUUCACAAAUAUCUUUUGCCGAAGAUCGGAAACCGCGAAAACGGAGGUCUAUGUCGCGUUCCGUUUCAGCUUCAUCAGCAGAUAGCUUCAGUUCAGGGUCUUAUUCCAGUUCAGAUGAAGAAGAUGAUAUUUCACCAAGAGAAAGAAAUCAGGUGAAUUCUCAAGGAAUAUUCUCAGACUUCUGCAUCAGGAAUAUCAAACAUGCUGAUUUUGGACGUCGUGAGAUAGAAAUUGCCGAACAAGAAAUGCCAGCUUUGAUGGAUUUACGCCGUCGUGCUCAGAGCGACAAACCUCUACAAGGGGCUAAAAUUGUGGGAUGUACGCAUAUAUCUGCUCAGUCAGCGGUGCUCAUUGAAACUCUCAUCUGUCUUGGUGCAAAAGUGAGAUGGUGUGCUUGUAACAUUUAUUCCACACAGAACGAAGUCGCCGCUGCUUUGGCAGAAGCAGGGCAUCCAGUCUUUGCUUGGAAGGGUGAAGAGGAAGAAGAUUUUUGGUGGUGCAUCGAAAAAUGUAUCACUGCUGAUGGUUGGCAACCUAAUCUGAUCUUGGAUGAUGGUGGCGAUCUUACUCAUUCCAUUAUCAAAAAAUAUCCAUCUAUAUUCAGAGCUGCAAAAGGAAUUGUUGAGGAGAGUGUGACUGGUGUCCACAGAUUAUAUCAACUUGCAAAAACGGGAAAACUCGCCAUACCAGCCAUGAAUGUGAAUGACUCUGUCACCAAGCAAAAAUUUGACAACUUAUACUCGUGUCGUGAAUCCAUUCUAGAUGGUUUGAAACGAACUACUGAUAUGAUGUUCGGUGGAAAACAAGUGUUGGUGUGUGGAUAUGGAGAAGUAGGAAAAGGUUGUUGUUCUGCUCUUAAAGGAAUGGGAGCAAUUGUGUACAUUACAGAAAUCGAUCCGAUAUGUGCAUUACAGGCAUGCAUGGAUGGAUUUCGUGUCGUUCGUCUAAAUGAAAUGGUCAGAACUGCAGAUAUUUUCAUAACAUGUACAGGCAACAAAAAUGUUAUUACAAGAGAAUCUCUAGACAAAAUGAAGAAUGGUGCUAUUAUAUGUAAUAUGGGGCACAGUAACACAGAAAUAGAUGUGGCAAGUUUGAAGACGCCCGAAUUAACGUGGGAAAAAGUACGCUCACAAGUUGAUCAUGUUAUAUGGCCAGACGGAAAACGCAUUGUGUUGCUUGCAGAAGGUCGUCUUCUCAACUUAAGUUGUUCCAGUGUCCCCUCCUUCGUUUUGUCUAUAACUCACUGCACACAAGCACUUGCGUUAAUUGAGCUGUUUAACUGUCCAGAUGGUAGAUAUCAAAGGGAUGUUUAUUUACUUCCAAAAAAGAUGGAUGAAUAUGUUGCAAGUUUACAUUUGGCUACAUUUGAUGCCCACCUCACUGAACUUACAGACGAACAAGCAAAAUAUCUCGGAUUUAAUAAGUCAGGACCUUUCAAACCAAACUAUUACAGGUAUUGAAGUAUUCCGCAAGAUUCCUGUUUCAUAGCAUCGCCUUCAUAUUAUAAAGUCGUCCCGUCAUAAUAACACUUGAUUGUCUAUUAUAAAAAAUGGCUGUUGUAAUUUCGUCUUGCCAACUUCAUUUGGAAGAAUUUAGAUUUAAGAAUUUAGUUAGUUUAAUAUAAUUGUUCAUCUCUUCAAUUAUCAACUCUCAGUGUCAAGUUUCCAGCAAUUUACAGUAAUAUUGGCAAUGUUUGCCUCAACUAAUCUUUCUUAUGUAGUGCUGAAAUAUUCGUUUUUCCUUCAUUAUAUUGCGGUGUUAAAAUUGGCUUGAAAAUGUGCUGGGAAUACAUAUUUAUAUACAGUG